Messenger RNA from Cryphonectria parasitica EP155, 1251 nucleotides. Its product is annotated as FAD/NAD(P)-binding domain-containing protein. The record is from RefSeq and is a predicted model, not a curated record. Gene Ontology annotation, molecular function: FAD binding. Gene Ontology annotation, biological process: secondary metabolite biosynthetic process. Lineage: Eukaryota; Fungi; Ascomycota; Sordariomycetes; Diaporthales; Cryphonectriaceae. The transcript has 4 exons. Bases 1 to 1251 code for a protein of 416 amino acids.
AUGUCUUCCAUCAGAAUUGCUGUCUCAGGGGGUGGUCUUGCGGGGGCAACUCUGCUCCAUGGACGUCUUAACUACCCGCAGCUGGAUGUUCAUAUCUUUGAGUCCGCUGAAUCAUUCAAUGAAGCUGGUGCGGCGAUCGGCGUGGCACGCAACGCGCUCACUGCUCUGGAUCUAAUCGGUUCCUCUGCACCAAAAUGUCUGGAACGUGCUGGAGCCAUGCCGAUGAACGGAGUCCGCUUCAUGCUCGGACAGGGCGAGGCGACCCAUGGGAAGCGUGUCGUCAGCAUUGUUCAUCGAGCUGCUUUCCUUCGAGAGCUCUUGGCAGAAAUUUCUCCGGAACGCCUGCAUUCUUCCAAGAAGCUUAAAACGAUCGAGAAGAAAGGCAGUGAAGAAUCUAUCCUGCUUCACUUCACGGAUGGAACCACUCAUGAGUGUGAUGUUUUGGUUGGUGCUGACAGCAUUCACAGCACUGUUCGGAAGUUCAUUUUGGGGGAAAAUGAUCCGGCAGCAUCGCCAAGGAAUACGGGUACGUGGACCAUUAUGGCUCUCAAACCUGCUGCACAGGCAAAGCCUAGCUUCGGUGAUGGACCCAUCGACGAAGCUCGCGAGUACUCAUGGCUUGGGGACGGUGAGUUCUUGAUGCACAAUAUGUUCAACCAAGGCCAGAUGAUCCAGCUUAUUGUUGCCGCUCACGAGGCAGGCGCUGAGGAUUCAGACCGUUGGCAACGCACCGUCAGUGUUGACGAGCUCAAGGAUCUGUACAAAGGCUUUCCUGGACACCUGAAGAAGGUCGUCGAUGAGCUUCUUUGCGAUCAGCCCGAACAACCAGCGAUCUACCUUUGGGAACACCCCCCGGCUCGUACAUAUCUGUCUGGGCCAGUCUGCAUCAUGGGCGAUGCCGCUCAUGCCACGUCUCCGUGGCAAGGAUCAGGCGGUGGAAUGACGAUUGAGGAUGCUCUGAUCCUCGCUACCGUCCUUGGCCGUGCGACAUCGCAGAGAGAGGCCUGCGCGGCCCUAGAGAUAUACGACGAGGUCCGCCGCCCUCGGACGCAGCGGAUCGUGGAAUCGAGCCGACGCACCGGGCUCAUACUGGCUGGCCGUGACGAGGCGAUAGGUCUAGACUUGGACCGGCUGAGAGGUAAUGUCCUGUCGAGAUGGGACUUCAUUGUCGACUUCGACAUUGAGAAGCAUCGCGAUAACGCAGUGGACAAGUCGAACAAAAAGCUGGAACAAAUUGCUAGCAGCGGCUAA